Staurois parvus is the source of this 342-nucleotide messenger RNA. The record is from the annotation of a GenBank genome assembly. Lineage: Eukaryota; Metazoa; Chordata; Amphibia; Anura; Ranidae.
UGAUCAGCUGUGUCCAAUCACAGCGGAUCGCAUGUAAAUAAGGAAAUGCUGUUUGGCACUGGCAGGUCUCCUCACGAGCUGUCACACUGACAGCUCGGAACUGAUGGUCAGUGUGCCCUGAUGAUCAGUGUAGCCCUAUCAGUGCCACCUGUCAGUGUCCAUCAAUGUCAGCUGUCAGUGCUCAUCAAUGCUACAUAUCAGUGCCACUACUACCAGUGCACAUCAAUGCCACAUAUCAGUGCCCAUCUGAGCUGCCUUUCAGUGCCACCUAUCAAUGCCAGUCAGUGCCACCUAUCAGUGCCAGUCAGUGCUGCCUAUCAGUGCCGCCUAACAGUGCCAGUC